CUCAGUGCUCAUCAAGCUCUUGUUUGCUGAUAUCCCAUUGGCCAAGGAAGUCACAUGACCAAGCCUACAGUCAGUAGGUGAAGGACUAUACAGGGGUGUGGUUACCGGGAGGCCUGAUGGGGGCUGGGAGGUCAUUAACAGCCUAGUUAGGGAGUGAGGGAGGCUUUGUUUUGCCAGCUGUUAAGUGACAAGUUUGGUGUCCGUAGUUUAGUCUUUUUUGCAUGGGACUCAGUUUGAUGAGCAUUUAUUUAGUGCUGAGGGCUGGGAGUUCAUAGAACAAGGCAGUCUCUGGCCACUCUGAAGCUAGUUCGUAAAAUACUCAUGGCCUCAAAUUUUAAGCAGAAAAUACCCUGUGAAGAUUUUUAUUCGUGGCUUUAGAUAACAAACACAGGAACUGCUUAUUCAAAAUCUGUGUUGGGGCCUGAUUUUGCUUUCAGAAAAUACUGAUAGGUCCUUGAAAAAAAGAAAAAAGGGUUGCUAUGAUGACUUGGCUUUGGGCCUGCAAACUGUGGUGACGACAUGAUCACCAAGGAAACCAAAAGAUGCAGCUUCUAAAAGGUCUCUGAAGGCUUUUCUUACCGUCGUCUGGAAUCCGAUUGGCUUAGAAGAAUGGCAUUGGGGAUGGGAGUCGAACUCUGGGGCUUGCUGUCCUAGGACACAGGGAGAGACUUGGGCUACUUUCUAGGUUAUUGGGAGAUUUGGCUCGGAUGAUUAUGCUGCUGAAAGAACAGGAAAUGAGGAUUCACAGAUGGAUUCAGUGGAAAAGACAACAAACAGAAGUGAACAGAAAUCAAGCAGAAAGUUUUUGAAAAGCCUCAUCCGAAAGCAGCCCCAGGAACUGCUGCUGGUCAUUGGGACCGGUGUCAGUGCAGCGGUGGCCCCGGGAAUCCCCGCCCUCUGCUCGUGGAGGAGCUGCAUUGAGGCCGUCAUCGAGGCUGCGGAGCAGCUGGAGGUGCUGCACCCCGGGGACGUCGCCGAGUUCCGCAGGAAGGUGACGAAGGACCGGGACCUGCUGGUUGUUGCCCACGAUCUGAUCCGGAAGAUGUCGCCUCGGACAGGCGACACCAAGCCCAACUUCUUCCAGGACUGCCUGAUGGAGAUCUUCGACAACCUGGAGCAGCACAUCCAGAACCCGCUGGUGCUGCAGUCGAUCCUCGGCCUGAUGGAGCGGGGCACGAUGGUCCUGACCACCAACUAUGACAACCUGCUGGAGAUCUUCGGGCAGCAGCAGAACAAGCCCAUGGAGUCCUUGGACUUGAAGGACAAGACUAAGGUCCUUCAGUGGGCGAGAGGACACAUCAAAUACGGGGUUCUCCACAUCCAUGGCUUGUACACAGACCCCUGUGGGUUGGUGUUGGACCCGUCAGGAUAUAAGGAUGUGACUCAAGACCCGGAAGUAAUGGAAGUUCUCCAGAACCUAUACCGCACCAAGUCCUUCCUGUUUGUGGGCUGUGGAGAGACCCUUCGCGACCAGAUAUUCCAGGCGCUCUUCCUGUACUCGGUGCCGAAUAAGGUGGAUCUGGAGCACUACAUGGUUGUGCUCAAGGAGAGCGAGGACCACUUCUUCAAGCACCAGGCAGACAUGCUGCUGCACGGGAUCAAGGUCGUGUCCUACGGGGACUGUUUCGACUAUUUUCCAGGAUACGUGCAGGACCUUGCCGUUCAGAUCUGCAAACAGCGCAGUCCAGUACCCGGAGGACCAGGACCCACUGUGAACCCCAAUGAGCUCGGGCUCCUGGAGCGCCUUCCUGUCCCCACCGAGGCCCCUUUUCCAGACCUUGGCAGCUGCCAGGGGCCUGAAAGAUCUUUGGGACUUGUUAUCUACGCCGACCGAGUGGACAGCACCACGCUGCUGGGUAGCGCCUGUCAGGACUGCGCGAAGAGGAAGUCGGAAGAGAACGGGAUCGAAGUGUCGAAGAAGCCCCGGCGAGCAGAUGAUGCUGGAGGGUCUUGAAAUCUUUAAAACCAAUAAAACCUGCAACUUGAAAACCAGCCUUCUGUACCCACAGUGCCAUACCCAGACGACGAGGAAUGUUCAGAGAACGCCACACGGAUCUCUCACUUCUAAACUGUCACGUACCCCGAAAGAGCCACGUGGGGGUGUGGCCCUCAGAGGCCGGUGAGCGUCCCACCGUGAGUUAGCCGCUUGGGAGGCGAAGCACACGCUCAGGUAGCCUUGGCGGCCUGGUGGACAGCUACCUCAGGGACGGGAGGGACCCGGGUUCUGGCUCCCAUCGGACAUGCUCUCUUGGUCAUGGUGGUUUUUCCUAAUAAAAGGGGGAGAAUGAAGACUGUCCAAGCAACAGUAGUUGCCAAAGAGAAAAUAAGAAACCGGACUCUUAAAUUUUAUAAUUUUUAUGUGGAAACAUCUAUUACUGUAGGAAGAAAUUUAAAGUAUGUUUGUUAUGUCGGCAAAUAGUAAAGUAUGAAUGGACAGUUGCGUUCCA
Pteropus alecto (black flying fox) is the source of this 2447-nucleotide messenger RNA. It is a transcript of the gene SIRAL2, whose product is annotated as family with sequence similarity 118 member A. The record is from RefSeq and is a predicted model, not a curated record. The transcript has 10 exons. Lineage: Eukaryota; Metazoa; Chordata; Mammalia; Chiroptera; Pteropodidae. The coding region runs from base 749 to 1954 and encodes 401 amino acids.